CACCGCCCCCUUUCACCACAUCCUAAUUCUUGAGCGAGUGAGCCCCCAGGCGGCGGCGGGGCGGAAUGGCGGACCGGGGCUGGAUCCUGGAGCUGGACAUGGAGGAGCUCCAGGUCGAGGAAGUCGACGACGCUGAAUCCUCUUCCUCCUCCGAUGUUGACACCUUUCUCAGAAACAAUCAUGGGGAUGGAGGGUCUAGCACUUCUGAAACACUUACAUUCAACAUGUCGGUUUCUCUGCCAACCUGUGAUGGCGAGGUUUAUGGUGCCCCAGGCAGAUUUGCUUUCUUGGAUGGUGGCAUGGUUCUCAGUUUACCAAUAUUUUAUCUUCAAGGCGCUGUUUUGUUUCCUAAAAAUAACCUUCCGAUCAGAGUAGUUCAUCCUAGAUCUUUGGCAACUGUUGACAAUCAUGUUGACACUCCAUGCAUGAUAGGUAUGGUUGAUGUUUACCGACACACUGAUGAUGGACACCAUGCUAUUGCUUCAGUUGGGACAACAGCGGAGAUACAUCAAAUUAAACGUCCGGAUGAUGGCUCAUCAAAAGUUGUCACUCGUGGUCAGCACCGUUUUCGUCUUAAAGACCAUUGGAUCGAUGCUAAUGAUGUUCAAUGGGCUGAAGUCCAAAUCAUUGAAGAAGAUAUACCUCAGAGGACUCUAAGAGAUGCAUUUGGCCAGUUAGCUGCAAAUUGUAAUUUCAACCAGCGUGCCUCAUCGGUACCCAGUUUCAGUACAUCUUGUCUCAGACAACAUGAUUAUGUGGAUUCUGAUACUAGUACUUCAAGUGAUCAUUCAAUAACAGAUGAAAGAAUAUACUGUUCAUCAAAUGAAGAUGAAGAUAUCAUGCAUGAACAGUAUUGGCAGCAGCAUGAUUUUCUGAAAAGAAAUUUGGCAUCAAGGAAUCCAGUCAAGCAUGGAAACGUAAUAGACAGGGAUGAACCUUGCUUCCGUUCCAUGAAAUCUUUAGCAACAAGAAAUACAAGUGUCGAACAACGCAGACAAAUCUGUGCUGCUUAUAGUCCAAAGCUGGCAUUGCAGGCUCCAUUGGCAUUUUGGCCUCGCUGGGCUUAUGAAAUGUAUGAUUCAUAUUCACUUGCUCGCAGAGCGGCAGGUAUGAUGUAUGCAUGGAAUUCUGUGGCGGAUUUGUGGAGACAAAUAAUUGUAAAUCCAAGCAUGGAUGAUUAUGUGAGAAAUCCAGAUAUUUUGUCAUAUCAUAUUGGAAGCAAACUUCCCAUGUCAGGGUCUAUGAUACAAGAAUUGCUUGAGAUCGAUGGGAUCUCAUAUCGGCUACAGAAGGAGAUCCAGCUACUCAAGGCCUUUAACAUCAUAAGAUGCAAAAAUUUCAUGACUCUUAAUGCAAGGCGUAGUGAUGGCUCUGUCGGUGCUUAUGUCAAGCAGUUCGACAGUGCGCAAGAGAUGAUGACAGUGUACAAUGCAACUGGUCUUGCACUCCGUGGCAAUCCUUCCAAAGCUCACAGUUUGUUUCCAGGUUAUACAUGGACGAUCGCACUCUGUGCUGCCUAUGAGUCCAACAUAGGCUGGCUGUUCAGGGCGGACAAGACGAAUUUGCUUCCCAAAUCCUUAUGGGGGUUACGCGACUCCCAAAUUUCAGAUGACACAACAGGACAUAACUGAAACAUGAAAAUGGCGGAUAGAUCAGGCCUUUGUCAAUAUGAUCUGGGGUCACCUGGUCAGCUAAGGCUUCAGCUGUGCAAUGCCAAAAGGCAGA
This is a messenger RNA of Oryza brachyantha (malo sina), 1725 nucleotides long. RefSeq lists its product as uncharacterized. NCBI's taxonomy places the organism in Eukaryota, Viridiplantae, Streptophyta, Magnoliopsida, Poales, Poaceae. The record is from RefSeq and is a predicted model, not a curated record.